This is a messenger RNA of Nematostella vectensis (starlet sea anemone), 3675 nucleotides long. Its product is annotated as KH homology domain-containing protein 4-like. Gene Ontology annotation, molecular function: RNA binding. Bases 55 to 2049 code for a protein of 664 amino acids. The record is from RefSeq and is a predicted model, not a curated record. The transcript has 20 exons. NCBI's taxonomy places the organism in Eukaryota, Metazoa, Cnidaria, Anthozoa, Actiniaria, Edwardsiidae. Gene Ontology annotation, cellular component: nucleus.
UUGACCUGAGGUUUUUCUUUCCCAGAAUGCAUUUCUUCAUCGUUACAAAACAAAAUGGCGGAUCAGAGGAAGAAACAGAGCAAGUGGGAUGUCUCAUCAGCCGAUGUGGCCAACCCAGUUAAAAGUGCUGCAGAAGCUGCAAAAGAGAGGGCAGCAAAACUGAAUGCUAUGUUAGCUGCCAAAGGCAAAUUAGCAAAAGAGACUGGAGCAAUCCUUCCACUUGUUAAAACACAGGCAUCUGUACCACUAAUGGGACAUAAACCUGAUAAAGAUAUGGAGCCAAUCACUGCUGAAGUAGAAAUAAAUGAUUCUCCUGCAAGAGUCAUUCUGUGUCGGGGAACAACACAAGAUGAGAUCAGUAAAUACAGUGGUGCUGCAGUGUCCACUAAAGGCUGCUAUAUGGAUGCAGAGGAAAAGGCUCAUGCCUUAAGAGAGGAUUCAGGGAAAAGGCCUCUGUAUUUGUUUGUGCAAGGUCCAUCCCAAGCCAAGGUGGAUUUGGCGAUCAAAAGAAUCCAUGAGAUCAUUGGUGGAGCUGAUAUCCAUGGCAAACUGCACUCUAACCAGGGAAUAACACCCUAUCCGAACAUGGUAUCUGUGACAACUGCACCCAGCUCAACCCCAAGCAGUCUGCUUAUUGGCCAGUCAUCUGCGGACCCUUUACCAACUGGGAUGCAUUAUGUCCAAGACAAGCUCUUCGUUGGUCUGACUUAUGCCCCAGCAGAGUUUAAUCUGAAGGACAAACUUCUUGGACCUGGGGGAUCAUAUUUUCAGCACAUUACAACAGAGACUGGUGCAAAGGUUCAACUGAGAGGCAAAGGCUCUGGAUAUCUAGAGCCAACCUCAGGCAAGGAGGCAUUUGAAGCCCUCAAUGUUUAUAUAAGCCACAAUAAAAUGGAAGGGCUUGCUGCAGCAAAAAAGCUUGUUGAGAACCUUAUCCAAACUGUCCAUACUGAAUACCAAAACUUUGAAAUGAUGAAGAGAAGUCAGCCGAUGGGAUAUGGGCCGCAUGGAGGGUAUCCUCCAAUUCCACCUCAUGGCUUCCAGCCACCUCCACAUGGUUAUGUUCCACCGCCGGGAGGACCACAUCCACCAGCCAUGUACCCACCUAUACCACCCAUGGCUUCCUACUACAACCAGCCAUUACCUGGACAGCCCCCGCCUGGACACCCAGUCUCUCAUCCUGUACCGCCCCCAGGAUGUCCCCCCCAAACUCAGGGUGGUGUGACCUUUGGUAAUGACCCAGCCCUCAGUGGAGGGCAGCCGGCCCCUCCUGGUGGACCCCUCCCACCAGGUGGACCCCUCGGUCCCGGGGGAGCCCUCCCUCCAGUGUCUGGCCCGCCUGUCUUGCCCUCACCAAACACUACAUCAUACCCUUACCCUGACUUGCCUCCACCUCACGCUGAGCCUUCUAGUGGUGGCCCAUACCCUCAAUGGACAGGUCCUCCAGGUGCGCAAAGACCCCCGGGUUCAGAAAAGCCUCAACUGGGGCGGGAAGAGGGCUAUCCGGGCUUUGAGGAGCUACCAGAUGAAGACAUCCAUAGACACCACGAGGCACCCCCACCUCCACAGGAGUUUGGUAGGCGCAGGUUCAAGGAAAAGGUUGUCUCUGGAAGUGGCGAGAGUCGUGCAGAAAGAAGAAGUGAACGACGAAAACCAGUCAGAUACCCAUUAAACCAGCAGUCCUCCAGGCACCCAGCAGAACUCCCACCAGGGCCCCAUAGACAGCCCACCCCCUCCACCAGGCAUCCCGCCCCUGCUCCACCACCCCACAUCCUGCUCUCCAAAGAGACAGAGAAAUCAGAGCAAGCGAUGCCACCACCGGAGAUGCCAGCGUCAAAGAAGGAUGUGACAAAGAGUAGAGGGGUUCCAUUCAAAGAGCCUAUGGCUAAGCCGAUAAGUUUUAAGCCCGCCAAGCCUGUGGCUUUUGUCAGCAAGAGCUCUCUGUCGACGCUGAGCAGUAUGGAGAAAGACAAAGCCGUCACAGGUAUGAUCAUAGUAUUACAUGAACCUUCUCCACCCCCCACCCCUCCUCAAGUGCGGGAAUUUUAGUUGUUCCACAAGCUGCUUCUCAGCAUUCUCACACUACCUUGCUCAAAUCUACAUAUUAAAUUUCGGUUCUUUUUUUUUUUUUUUUUUUUUGGGGGGGGGGGGGGGGGUCCUAGUUAUUCUAGUUAAUCAAACAAGGUCACAUAGUUGAUUACAUAGUUUUCUCAUAUUUUCAGUGCUUUCAGAUAGACUCACCCAACUUAAGGUUUUCUUACUGUAAUGAGAUCACAUUCAAAUGGCUUUCUUACCUGACAGGAAGAUGUUGCCUAUCAAUUAGAUAUAGUCAAGUAACUAGGAAAACACUGUUCACAAGGUUUCGAACCUUAUUGUAAUGCUAUUACUCAGGCUGUUAUGUCAUUUAUCAACAUUUUAAGAUGACGAUUUCAUUCUUGCUAACUUUGCUCAUUUUUUUCUUUUUCAUGUUGCUGUGGUGAUCUGUAUGGAAUCUUGCGAUGGUGGUAAUUCACUACUCUAUUAAUAAAUGCACUAUAUUAUCUGUUAUCUUGCAUUUCAUCCCCCUUGAUGGCGACGUCGUGCUGUUGCUGUGGUUGAUGAACGCUACUGAUGAUGAUGACGACGAUGAUGACGAACGUCGGCUUCAACGUGUCUUUUAUUUUCGAAACGUGUGUAUACAUUUUAUUUCCCAAAAUAGGUAAAAAGCAGUGUCGCGUCACCUCUGGGAAAAAUCCUACUUAAAAAGAAGACUGACGAACCAGCUGCGAAGAAGCCAAAAUCCUCGGCGCUUUCGUCCCUUGUGGCGUACGAUGGAGACUCUUCAGACGAAGAGGAGGAAGAACCAUCGGCAGACAGUAAACAUGAUAGCCAUUCCUCGAACGGCGCCUCUAAGCAAAGACUCCCUUUCUGGGCAGUCAGGAAAUGAUUGUGUUGACAGAGUUAUCAGGUGCCUCGCUAGGGUUGGGCACAGAGGGCGCACUCAUAGCCCCACCCCUCCCCCCUUACCAUAAACAAUUUUAUGAUUUACAUAUUCAACCCCCACCCCAUCCAGCAAAUCCUGGAACACGCCCUGUGUAUCACAGGCUAGGGUUAGGGGGCUAAGGAUGGGUGCGACAGGUUCCCACUCUCCUCCAAAGAUCCCCUUAAAACCCUUAUCAGCCACACUCUGUUAUUGUUUGUAUUCAAUAUUGAAAGACAAAUAAUGUGAUAUCUCGCAACAGCCAUCCCAAACUUUUAUACUUUGUUUACCUCAAAUUUGCCAAUGAAAAUGGAUCCUUUUUCACACUUUUUAUUUCGCUACGAUGACAAAAUGGCGGCCAUCUUAAUGAAAACAUGAACACUGAAUGAAUACAUCACUUCCACAUCAAGCUGUAUCCAUAAUCCACUCGGUCCCUCAUUCCUAUAUAGGCUUUAAAGAACGCCACUUUUUGCUAUUCUGUUAAAACCUUGUUUUUCAACCUCCUAGUUUUUAUCUAGGUAAGGUAUGUAUGGUGUGUUCUUGUUAUGAUUGUAGACUAUCUACAGGUAAAAAAACAAUAGAACUCUAUCUUUUAUAAGAAAAAAAAAUGUAUCAAAAAACACUUCAACUCUGGGAGAAUGAUAAUCACGCCAUCCACUAGAUUCUCUGGAAAAUUGUACAGUAAAAGUAACUUAAUAAAGUGGUUUCUGUUUCGA